AUGGCCACCCACCGCUCCCAGAACCCAUCUCACGAAGGAUCCUCCUCUAGCGAUGCCACUCUGCAGGUGCCAUUCGUCACGAUAUCCCUUGAGAAUUUCCUUGCCGAAUUUAUGCCAGAACCUGAUGUGGCGACUCCCCGGGGUGAACAGGAUUUCAAGCACAUGUUCGAUGAGAUGCCAUCGAACGGCAACGGAGAAGAAGACCUCUACAAUGCUUUGAUCAAAUGUCUUCGCGAGCAAAACGCUUGCCCACAAUACACAGCGGGGUGGAUCACUGAAUCAGCCAUGGUCGACGACCAUGCAGCGAUUUUCCUCACUGCCGACAAGACGUCUAUUAAACAGAACCUCCACUGGGCUUUCCAGCGCCUUGCCAUCGUUUGCAAGCCUCACUAUCACCGCGACGACCCGUUCGCGAAAGGCACGAAAAGUGAUAAAAAGAAUGCCGACCGCCGCAUGACCACGCGCUACCUCCUCACCACAAUCGCCACCAACGUGUUCUCUCGGCAGCACCGCCACUUCUUUUUCACCGUCCUCAUCCUCGGCGAUCACGCGCGCCUCCUCCGCUGGGACCGCUGCGGCGCGGUCAUUACAGAGAAAUUCAAAUACAAGGGCACGCCACUCUUUGGGUCGUUCCUCUGGCAAUUUUCACACCUCUCGCGCACGCAGCAGGGCUGUGACCCAAACGCGGAGAUUGUGCAGUCUGGAUCAAAAGAGGCUGGACUGGUUCGCAGAUUCAUCUCCACACAGCAGUCGAGCAUGAGCAACUACACAUACACCAUGUUUCGCAAGUCAAUGAAUGAUACGAAUUGGCUGUGGUGGAAGUUACGGAUCGUGCCUGAGGUAGAGGAGCUGGUGGAAGAGACGCAGGAGCAUCCACGUUCGGGAAACAGAAAGCGGGCGCGGGGUGGCACCCAGCCUGGCCCGAACACUAAGCGGCGACGUGGUCCCGGUGGUCAUGCUACGUUUGAUAACGAUAAUAACGCCCCUGCGCGCUACUUCCUCGUCGGGAAGCCCCACUAUGAGCAAACCAAGCUGCCUGGGCGUGGCACGCGCGGAUACAUCGCGCUGGACUGCGAGGAGGAGAAACCUGUUUUCCUCAAGGAUGCAUGGAGAUGCGAUCCGCUGCCAUUGAAGAAAGAAGGAUGUGUCCUCAAGGCGUUGAAUAAUGCAGGCGUCGAGAAUGUCCCGACGCUCGUUUGUCAUUGCGACGUCGACAGUCAGCGCACGCGCACGCAAGACCUGUGGACGCUUAAGAACAGCGGGGCGGCUUCGGAAAACGAUGCGCCGAAGACUCUGAUACAUUAUCGCCUUGUCCUGCGCGAGAUAUGUCGCCCGCUGAAACAUUAUGUCACCGACAAGCAAUUUUUGUACCUCGUUGUGGACUGUAUAAAAGCCCACGAGCAAGCGGUAGAGCGUGCCGGAAUCAUGCAUACUGAUAUCAGCCUUGGCAAUAUGUUGAUCUACGAACAGCGUAGAAUCGUCAAAAAGAGAAAUUCGUAUCGCCAAUGGGGCGGGAUGCUCUGCGACUGGGAGUUUUCCAAACCGGUCCAUAUCACACCUGGCGGUGAGAAGGUAUCUGAACGUGCAGAGGGUGCCAUGUGUACUUGGGCAACGUCGGGAGUACGGACGCUUGAUAAUCCUGGGACACCUAUCACCGUCCCGGAUGAGCUGGAAGCAUUCUUCCACCUUAUAUUGAUGGUCGUUGUUCGUGACCAAUCCAACAAUUUGGGAGACGAUGAGCAUGCAUUCAUCGCGGAAUAUUUCGAUAGCCGCGCUUCAAACCCCGAUCAUAAUCAGUACUAUGUGACCUGCUCAAAGCUAAAGCGCGAUGCUAUGUAUGAGGGCAAGAUCGCGUACAAGGGGACAGCACUCCAACUGUAUGAGACGGAAGACCACCUACAGUUGCACCCGUUCGACGAUCUGAUCUCUCUGUUGCUCAGCUGGUUUCGUGCUCACUAUUCGGUCAUGCUAUAUGACAACUGGUGCAACCCCCCCAAGCGGCGCUUGCGGAGCAACGCGGGUCAAUACGUCGUUGAACCCCCUACACGUAUCGCAAAUCUGAAGCCGGAAGAGCUUAAUCGGCGCAGAGAACUCGCCGCCGGACUCAGGACGCACCGCGCUAUGCAGGAUUUGAUUCUGUUGUUCGCGGACAGGAAGUGGCCCCCAGUGCAGAAGCCCGUAUUUGCACCGUCCCACGACCAAGCGGAUAGUGAUAUACCUCACAUGGUGUAUACUGAAAAGCGCGACGUCGAAGCGGGUACGGAGGGGAAUCGGUACAAUAAUCCUCUCAGACGUCUUGAGUCCGUCGAAAUAUGA
Sparassis crispa is the source of this 2316-nucleotide messenger RNA. RefSeq lists its product with no specific name. The record is from RefSeq and is a predicted model, not a curated record. NCBI's taxonomy places the organism in Eukaryota, Fungi, Basidiomycota, Agaricomycetes, Polyporales, Sparassidaceae. The coding region runs from base 1 to 2316 and encodes 771 amino acids. The transcript has 4 exons.